Osmerus eperlanus (European smelt) is the source of this 3044-nucleotide messenger RNA. RefSeq names its product gap junction protein gamma 4b (gene gjc4b). The transcript is spliced from 3 exons. Gene Ontology annotation, biological process: cell-cell signaling. The record is from RefSeq and is a predicted model, not a curated record. Gene Ontology annotation, cellular component: connexin complex. NCBI's taxonomy places the organism in Eukaryota, Metazoa, Chordata, Actinopteri, Osmeriformes, Osmeridae. Gene Ontology annotation, molecular function: gap junction channel activity. The coding region runs from base 413 to 1582 and encodes 389 amino acids.
UAAAUAAUUGGGAGGACUUCUGUGUCUACCCUUAAAAAUAGAAGUCAAAAGACUUAAAUCGCAUGUAUGGACGAUAUUCCAAGUAUUGCAUCAGUAACAUUGAAUAUCUUUCACAACGCACCUCCCACUCGCGUUUAGGGUGUGGGGUACGCAUGCAUAGACGGGGAGGAGAAAAGGGGGGAAUUGGGACAUUCUUUGUCUUCACCCCACCAUUUGGAACCCCGACUCGAAGGAGCUGGUCUCGUACUAGCCACUUGAACUGAACGGACUUGUGAAGAGUGACGCUUUGUUGUAUAGUUGAGGGAACUAGGGGAAAGCGCACACAAGUUUUUUGAGCGUUCAGAUUUCAAGGGACUGAGGAAUAAAUCUACAUCUCGAGAUCUGAGAGCUCCUCCAGGACCACAGACGCACCAUGAGUUGGAGCUUCCUGACGCGUCUACUCGAUGAGAUCUCCAACCACUCCACCUUCGUGGGCAAGAUCUGGCUCACGCUGCUGAUCGUGUUCCGCAUCGUGCUCACAGCCGUCGGUGGGGAGUCCAUCUACUACGAUGAACAGAGCAAAUUUGUCUGCAACACCCAGCAGCCUGGGUGUGAGAACGUUUGCUACGACGCCUUCGCCCCUCUCUCGCACAUCCGCUUCUGGGUGUUCCAGGUGAUCAUGAUCACCACGCCCACCAUCAUGUACCUGGGCUUCGCCAUGCACAAGAUCGCCCGCAUGAGCGACGACGAGUACCAGCCGCGAGGCCGGAAGAGGAUGCCGAUGGUGAGCCGCGGAGCGAACCGCGACUACGAGGAGGCGGAGGACAACGGCGAGGAGGACCCCAUGAUCUCCGAGGAGAUCGAGGUGGAGAAGGAGAAGGAGCCCGCCCCCGAGAAGGCCAGCAAGAAGCACGACGGGCGAAGGCGCAUCAAGCGCGACGGCCUGAUGAAGGUGUACGUUUUCCAGCUCCUGUCGCGUGCCACCUUCGAGGCCGCCUUCCUGUUCGGCCAGUACAUCCUGUACGGCCUGGAGGUGUUGCCCUCCUACGUGUGCACUCGCUCGCCCUGCCCUCACACUGUGGACUGCUUCAUCUCCCGGCCCACAGAGAAGACCAUCUUCCUGCUCAUCAUGUACGGCGUGAGCGCCCUCUGUCUGCUGUUCACGAUACUGGAGAUCAUCCACCUGGGCGUCAGUGGCCUGAGGGACUGCUUCUGCGGGCCGCGCUCUCGACCGCCCCCCCCCCGACACCCGGCUCUCUCUAGCCAGAGGCCCUCUCUGUGCCGCAAGGCGCCGUCAGCGCCCCCUGGCUACAGCACGGCGCUGAAGAAAGACCUGCCGGGGAAGCUGGGGUUCCGAGACAACUUGGCCGACUCGGGCCGCGAGUCGUUCGGAGACGAGUCUUCGUCGUCGCGGGACCUGGAGAGGCUUCGGAAGCACCUGAAGCUGGCCCAGCAGCACCUGGACCUGGCCUACCACAACGACGAGAGGACCCCCUCACGCAGCAGCAGCCCAGAGUCCAACGGAACGGCCGUGGAGCAGAACCGCCUGAACUUUGCCCAGGAGAAGCAGGGCAGCACCUGCGAGAAAGGUCUCCGAGCCUAAGUCUAAUCAUUCCCUCUAAGACGUUCACACCAUGGAUGGUACACAGACAGGAGCGUCUCACGGUGUGGGCAGGAUCAGCGCUGAGCCCGGGCCCAGACCAGGGGCCGGCUUCCCCUCCCCCCCACCGCCCCCUCCUGGCUUUACUUGAUCACGUGUUUCUCAAGAUCAUAAAGUGCCCAUAAACUGUUACCUGAAUGAGACCUCGUGCCUGUUCUUCCCUCAGGGCCGCUGGGUUGUUUUAGUUUUACAUUUGUUUUGUCUAGGAAUUAGGAAUUUUAGGUAAUUCUUUAUAUAUAUAUAUUUUUUUUUUUUACUCCCCUGGUCAACGUUAUGGUGGGUAGGCUGCAUCUCAAGGUUUCCUUGCCAUCAGAGUUUACAAUUUAUCUCUUCCAAUAAUGUCAAGUCAGGCAAGUUCAGCACAAAAAUGCAAGACGUACUUUGAGGAGUACAAAAUAUUUUAGUUUUUUUGUGGAAGAUUUGACCUCAGUGAGUCAGUGCUCAUAGCUGUGCACUGGGGGGCUGGAGGCCAAGGCCUCUAGAUUAGAGGCAGCUACAGGAGGGCCUGAGGUACUUGGGUUGUUUGAACUUAAAAUAAUAAAUAGCUGUCUUCUUGAUGAGUUGAACAAAGGGCUAUCAUUUUGUAAAUAGAUUUAUACAUUUUGUAUGUUUUUAUUUUUAGGAUCAUAGCAAAAGACCCCCCCCCCCCGUCUGUUCAGUCUGAACUGGAAUCCUCUGCAAGGUGCCUUUAUCCAAAGGAUUACAAAAUAAACCUGGGUAAUGCUUGAAUACAUGUAAAUUGUGAGCUUGUCUUUAUACUGUUGAACGUUUUGAUACUGCUUUGAUAUUUUCCUUUUGUUUGGUUGAACUGGCUGGCUGACCUUGGCAUUCCUGUUGGAGAUGCAGGCAGCCUUUUGUGAAGUACGAGUGCAAUGGGCACUUUUUUGUGAUGCCUGUGUUUACUAGAUUGAGGACAGUCCAUUUAUAUUUACUUUUUCUACAACUUAACCAGUGGUAUACUCAAUCUUGAUGCCACAAUAUACAAUUAAGCUUAGUUCUUUGGCUUCUUGUGGUCACUGGUUAUAAGUAUCAACAUGUAACCCUUUUGUGAUGUGCUCAGAAAUCAUCUCAAGGCGCCAAAUAUUAUGACAUCCUAAAUGUUUUUUUAGGCUUGUGUUGGUUUUCUAUGCAAUUCUAAAUGGGAUAGAUCCGUAAUGUUGUGCUGCAUAUCGGUUGGUAACCUAAGUCAUUGAUGAUACCAAGCUGUAGCCGCAAUGAAGGUUAUGAACGGUGGAGUGGAGUCAAGAUGCCUUGAAAGUGCACUAAAUUAUAGCAUUAGUGUAUUACAUCAUGUUAGUGCCAUUGAGUAAACUGUCAUCUCAAGUCAUUUUUGAGACUUUCAUACUUUUUUUAUACUUUUGUAUUUGUAUUUUUGUGUUUCCUAAAUAAAUCAAAUUUGAACCAA